Molecule: messenger RNA, 15986 nt
Organism: Bicyclus anynana (squinting bush brown)
Lineage: Eukaryota; Metazoa; Arthropoda; Insecta; Lepidoptera; Nymphalidae
Gene: Kettin
Product: titin
Exons: 22
Coding region: 185-14551 (4788 amino acids)
Source: RefSeq, a predicted model, not a curated record
GCGCUCCGCACUAUCCGCUAAGAAUUCGCAAUCGACCGACGUCUUGGUUGUCGGAGCUGGUAAUGAUUUGACUUCUGCUAAAUGAACCCGUGCACUAGCGCAGUACUGAGUCUAUCGCAGUGGCGUGCGAUCGCGGCCCCGCGGACCGAGAGCGAGCAGUGAGUUCGGUGCAGUGUCGAGUGGCAUGGAGCGGCAGCGCUGGGCGGAGCAGCGCUCGGAGCGGCGCGAGCAGCGCACGGAGCAGCGCACGGAGCAGCGCUUCACGCAGACGCUCACGCAGCAAGUGGAGAGCUCGGUUGGAGCUCUACCGAUCGCCUCCGGUCGACCCGGAGACCCUUCCCCGCCGAUAUUUGAGCAGAUCUUCAAGAAUGCGAGGUUUGCGCAGGGCGGGAAUGCCAAGUUCGAGGGCAAGUUGCGGGGCAACCCCACUCCCACGGUGUCGUGGACCAGGAAGAAGGCUCCACUGGUGGAGUGCAACAAGUACAGCAUGAGCUACGACGAGCGCACGGGCGACGUGUCGCUGCUCAUCAAGCAGAUCGGGCCCGGCGACGAGGGCGAGUACACGUGCACAGCGCGCAACCAGUACGGCGAGGCCAUCUGCUCCGUGUACAUCCAGCCCGAGGGCGCGCCGCAGCAGCAGCAGCAGCAGCAGCACAGCUACCGCCACGUCAGCGAGAGCGUGCAGCACAAGUCCUACGGUACCCAGGGCUACAGCGCGGAGCAGUCGCGCCAGAAGUACGCAUACACCAACGGCACCUCAGACUUCGCCUCCACAGAAGACUUCAAAGUGGACACCUUCGAAUACAGACUGCUGAGAGAAGUAUCCUUCAGAGAAACCAUUACCAGGAGAUAUAUAGGAGAGACAGACAUUCAAAUUAACACAGAAAUCGACACAACGUUAGGGCCAGUAUCUCCUCCGAAAAUUGCACAGAAACCGCGGAACUCUAAACUGCAGGAGGGUGCCGAUGCUCAAUUCCAAGUCCAACUGUCAGGAAACCCUAGGCCGCGUGUCACGUGGUUUAAAAACGGCCAGAGGAUAAUCAACUCGAACAAACAUAACAUCAUAACUUCUAAUAAUCAAACCAUCCUUAGGAUAAGAAGCACGCAAUCCUCUGACAGCGGGCACUACACACUCCUGGCCGAGAACCCCAACGGCUGCAUCGUCACAUCCGCGUACCUGGCCGUCGAAUCUCCUCAGGAAACAUACGCACAAGACCAAAGGUCCCAGCUCACAAUCGACACGCAACAAGUACAGACUGAAAAAGUAGAAAUAGAAGAAAAAGCUCUCGCUCCGCAGUUCGUGAAGGCCUGCCAAGACCGAGAUGUCACGGAAGGCAAGAUGACGCGAUUCGAUUGCCGCGUCACCGGCAGGCCUUACCCUGAAGUCACGUGGUUCAUAAACGAUAGACAAAUCCGAGACGAUUAUAAUCAUAAGAUAUUAGUAAACGAAUCAGGUAAUCAUGCACUUAUGAUUACAAACGUCGAUCUCAGUGAUAGUGGUGUAGUGACGUGUGUAGCGCGAAACAAAAGUGGUGAAGCGUCAUUCCAGUGUAGACUGAACGUCAUAGAGAAGGAGCAAGUCGUGGCGCCGAAGUUCGUAGAGCGGUUCAGCACGUUGAACGUGCGCGAAGGCGAGCCGGUGCAACUGAACGCGCGCGCCGUGGGCACGCCUACACCACGCAUCACCUGGCAGAAGGACGGAGUUCCGAUCGUUCCCAGCGCGGAGCUGCGGAUCGGUACCGAAGGUGGGGCCUCGACAUUAGAUAUUCCCAGAGCCAAGGCGUCGGACGCGGCAUGGUAUCAGUGUACCGCGCAGAAUGUCGCGGGCUCCACAGCCACUCGGGCGAGGCUCUACGUGGAGGUUCCCAAGGAGCCCCCGCCCGAGCAGAAACGGCUGCACUUGCCACGGCCUACGAAAAUAAUUGAACCAGAACCCGCUCCUGGUCCAGAAAUUAUAUACUUAAGGCACGUGGAAAGGGCAAGACCGUUUGUUCCUCCAGGAGAGGAAGAUCGAGUAUAUCCACCACCACAGUUCAUCGUUCCACUGAAGAGUGUAUCGCAAAUGGAAGGUGGUAAAAUACAUUUUGAAACAAGAAUAGAACCAGUUGGCGACCCGUCUAUGAGGAUCGAAUGGUUGAAAAACGGACAGAGUAUAGAAGCCAGUUCCAGGUUUACUUCUGUGUUCCGAUUUGGAUACCUAUCUCUAGACAUGCUCAGUCUGAAUUUCGAAGACAGCGGAGAAUAUACCUGCCGGGCCAUCAGCGCAACGGGUAUGGCCGAAACUAAGGCGGUGUUGCAAGUGACGCCGAGGGCAACGAUCGAGAGGACCAGCCAGCACCCGCAGAGCUUGCAGUACAUUCAGCAGCUGGAGGACUACUCCAAGUAUCAGCACCAGGAGUCGAUCGAAGAGCAAACGUCACAGAAGCCGCAGUUCAUAAGGCCUUUGCAAGACCUCGGCGAACUGCAGGAGGGACGGAAUGCGCAUUUCGAAGCGCAGCUGACUCCCGUCAGCGAUCCCACUAUGAGAGUAGAAUGGUACAAAGAUGGCAAACCGAUCACGGCGAGCUCGCGAAUCACAGCAAUCUUCAACUUCGGCUACGUCUCCCUUAACAUCAUGCACCUACGGGCUGAAGAUGCAGGUUCGUACACAGUGAGAGCCGUGAACAGACUCGGCGAAGCCAUCAGCACCGCUGCGAUCAGAGUGGCGCUCCGAAGCACCGUCACCUCAGACCUCGGCAUACCGGAACAACGGAGGUAUAUCGAAAAAACUGAGCAACUGGAAGCCUAUCAACAGCAACAACACCAGAAAUACUACCAAGAAGCACCAGAAAGUACACAGAGACCAGAAUUCAAAACACCUAUAAAGGAUCAAAUAAAUGUUAAAGAGGGUGGAUUCGCUCACUUCGAAGCCCGCCUCGAACCCGUCGGUGAUUCGACUCUGAGAGUGGAAUGGCUAAAGGACGGCCGUCCGGUCGAGGCGAGUUCCAGAAUCACUACGUUCUUCAACUUCGGCUACGUAGCGUUGACUAUCAAAUCGGUGACGAUCCACGACGCCGGCCACUACACGUGCCGCGCAUACAACGCCUUGGGACAGGCGACCACAAGUGCCAAUCUCACAAUCAUCACGAAGAAAGACAUAAUAGCAGAGUCGCAACAUCCAGGUGGUCUAGAAAGGAUUCAAUAUUUAGAGGAUUCGAGCAAAUACACAAGACGAGCGGAGGAAGAAGUUCGGGUCACACAGAAGCCCAGAUUCCUCGGUCCGUUGAAAGGUACAAAUAAGAUCGUGGAAGGGCAGAGCGCUCAUUUCGAAGCGAGAGUUGAGCCGCAGAGCGAUCUGACGUUGACGACGGAAUGGUACUUCAACGGGAAGCAAAUAAAGUCGGCCAACAGGAUACAGACGUACCACGACUUCGGCUACGUGGCGCUGGACAUCGCCAAUGUGCGCGCGGAGGACGCGGGCGCCUACACCGUGCUGGUACGCAACGCGGCCGGCGAAGCGCAGCAGAGCGCUUCCAUGAUCGUCGAGACACGGUCGAGCAUUGAUACUUCAAGCAUUCAUCGAGGUUUAUACGAAAAAACACGCCAAAUGGAAGAAUCCAAAUUCAUUGAACCGAUGUACCACAUUGAGGAGAUUUCAAAGUCUAAACCCGUUUUCGUACAACCGCUGUCGGAUCCACCUUCAGUAUCGGAGGGCAAAAACAUUCACCUGGAGUGUCGCCUGGAACCCAUGGGCGAUCCGACUAUGCGAGUAGAGUGGUUCCACAACGGCAGAGCCGUCACCGUCGGAUCCCGGUUUAGGACUUAUUACGACUUUGGUUUCGUGGCACUGGAUAUUAUUCACGCGACUUCAGUGGACUCUGGAGAGUACACCGUACGCGCUGUUAACCACUUGGGCUCGGCGCACACGUCCGCCAUGGUGCGCGUCAUUGAGCGCUCUGACGUGGUAACAGAUACACAGAACGAACAAGCAGUAGAACAAAUCCAAAUUUUAGAAGACGCCGCGCGCCGAGGCCGCCAGGUACAGGAAGAUAUAACCGUCAUGCGAGCUCCUCACUUCUCACGAGCUUUGCACAAUAUUGAAACGGUGGAAGGCACGAAUGUCCACCUAGAGUGCCGCCUGCAACCAGUCGGCGACCCAACUAUGAAGGUAGAUUGGUUCUGCAACGGUAGACCUAUCAAAACUGGACACAGAUUCCGACCAGCGUACGAAUUCGAUUACGUCGCUCUAGAUCUUCUGAGCGUAUACCCCGAAGACUCCGGAGUGUACACUUGCCAGGCGACCAACCAGCUGGGAGAAGCUGUGACUUCGUGUGCGCUACGAGUGGUAGCUAAGAAAGAUCUGAUCUUCGACUCGCAACAUCCCGGUGGAUUGGAAAAAAUACAAUAUCUAGAAGACGCGUCUCGCUACAAAAAGUCGGACGUGAUCGAUGAGUCAGUUCACAUCAAACCGCGAUUCAUAACGAAACCAAAAUCUAUCGACAACGUAAAGGAAGGUCAACACGUCCAUUUCGAAUGCAAACUCGAGCCAGUGACUGACUCCAACCUUAAAGUUGAGUGGUUUAAAAACGGGCAACCGGUCACUAUCGGUCACCGAUUCAGGCCGAUUCACGACUUCGGUUACGUAGCCCUCGACAUCAUUGAUCUCAUCGCCGAGGACUCGGGCGUGUACACAUGCCGCGCGGUUAACCAGCUCGGCACCGACGAAGUGAGCUGCCGACUAUCUUGCCGGGAAACAGCAGAUAUCAUUCGCGCUACGCAAAACGAAGCCGGCUUGGAGCAAAUUCAAGUCUUGGAAGACAGAUCGAAGUACUAUAGAAGCGACGCAUUAGAAGAAUUGACCACGCAAGCGCCGAUAUUUACGACAUCACUGAAAAAUGUGGAAAUUAAAGAAGGGCAACGCGCUCACUUCGAAUGUAGACUGAUUCCAGUCUCCGACGCGACCAUGAAAGUGGAAUGGUAUCACAACAAUAAACCUCUGAAGAGCGGAUCGAGAUUCACGGAAACGAACAACUUCGGGUUCGUCGCGCUCGACAUAAUGGCGUGCUUGCCCGAAGACUCUGGCACUUACACGUGCAGAGCGAUCAACGCUCUGGGCGAGGCGGUCACGUCCGGUACUGCAGUGGUGCAUUCCAAGAAGUCUAUUUACCUAGAGUCGCAGCACGAGGGAGCACUGUCGAGACUGACUCAGUUGGAGGAUUCGUCAAGAUAUCAGAGACAUGCAGUUCAAGACGAGACAGUCACCCAAGCUCCUGUAUUCACUAAUCCGAUGAAAGACUUGAGGGUGGCCGAAAACCAAGCGGCACACUUUGAGACGAGACUCAUUCCCGUCGGCGAUCCCAAGCUGAAGGUGGAAUGGUUGCGAAACGGAGUUCCGAUAGAAGCUUCUAAUCGCAUCACCACAAUGCACGACUUCGGCUACGUGGCCCUCAACAUGAAGUAUGUGAACCCCGCCGACUCCGGCACUUACACCUGCCGCGCCACCAACGAGCUCGGGGAAGCAGUCACUUCCUCCACCCUGUUUGUGCAAUCUAAAGCAUCACUCGAUCUACAAUCGCAACACGAGGCCGCCCUGCAAAAGAUUCAGCAACUGGAGGACACUUCCCGCUACCAGAGGAAGGAAGACGUGGAGGUGGAUGUGAACCAGGCGCCUCGCUUCAUCACCCAGUUGAAUGGACCCACGAAGUUAGUGGAGGGACAAAGCGCACACUACGAGUGUCGUAUCGAACCCUACCCCGACCCGAACAUGCGGGUAGAAUGGUACUUUAACGGCAAAGUCUUGCAAAGCGGACAUCGCUACCGCACGGCCUUCGACUUCGGGUUCGCAGCUCUGGACAUCCUUACAGUGUACGGGGAAGACUCCGGUGAAUACACGUGCAAAGUUAUCAACAACUUAGGACAGGCGAUUUCGUCUAUCAAAUUAAACGUACAAUCUAAGGAAUCAAUCAUCAGGGACACGCAGCACGAAAGUGCAUUGGAGAAAAUUCAGUAUCUCGAGGACGACAGCAAAUACAGGCGAGUCGUACGAGACGAAGGCUUCGUCGCCGAGAAACCACAGUUUGGCAAGCCUCUGAAGAACGCACACGUGGCAGAGGGCCAGGCGGUGCACCUUGAAGCUACGCUCACUCCGGUCAACGACCCCACCAUGCGCGUCGAGUGGUACUGCAAUGGCAGGCCAAUACAACAGGGGCACAGAUUCAAGACCACAUACGACUUCGGCUACGUAGCUCUUGAUGUGCUGUAUGCCUACAGUGAAGACUCCGGCACAUAUAUGUGUAAGGCGACCAAUGCCGUUGGAGAAGCCAUUACGACCAGCUCUGUCAAUGUAGAUGCUAAAGCGUCGCUGUACCUCGACACCAUGGAUGAGCAGCGCUUGAGGAAGAUCAAGGAAUUGGAGCAGUACGAGAGACCCAAAGCAGUGGAACAGGAAGUCCCUGGUCAACGACCUGUGUUCUUGACCGCCCUAACCAGUUUGGAAAACCUGAAGGAAGGUGACCGCGCUCACUUCGAAUGCAGAGUCGAGCCUAUCAACGACCCUGACCUCAAGAUCGAAUGGUUCCUCAACGGGCAGAAGAUCAAGACGGGCCACAGAUUCAGAACGACGCACGACUUCGGUUAUGUAGCUCUCGACAUACUGUACAGCUACGGGGAAGACUCCGGGACCUAUAUGUGCAAGGCCACGAACAAGCUUGGCGAAGCAGUUAACACUUGCACGCUCAAAGUUGCAAGCCACCGAAGCAUAAUAUUAGACACACAACACCCGAAUGGACUCGAAAAAAUAAAGCAGUUGGAGGCUCAAGGGCACCCCGCGAGGAUGGAGGUAGAAGAGCCCAAGAUCUCUCCGCCGCGCUUUGUGGCGGAGCUGCGCGGCACGAGCCACGUAUUCGAGGGGCAGAGCGCCCACUUUGAGUGCCAAGUGGAGCCCGUGCACGACCCCAACCUGCGCAUCGAGUUCUACCACAACGGUGUUGCCUUGCCGUCCGCGGCGCGGUUCCAUAUCACUUUUGACUUUGGUUACGUGUCACUGGACAUCCAGCACUGCGUGCCGGAAGACGCUGGCGAGUACUCCGUCCGAGCCGUCAACGCGCUCGGCCAGUGCACCUCCGCCGUGUCCAUGACGGUAACCGCAAAAGGCAGUAUCAUAUCGGAAUCUCAGCGCCCCCAGGGACUCGAAAAGAUUCGAGAGCUGGAGUCCGCGGAGCCUUUCAAGCGUCCGGAGAUACCAGAGCCGGUCACCAGGCAAAGACCGGUCUUCACGCAGCCGCUGCAGAACAUCGACGACAUCCAGGAAGGGCAGACGGCCCACUUCGACUGCCGACUCAUCCCCGUCGGUGACCCCACGCUCAAAGUGGAGUGGUUCAGAAACGAGAAGCUCAUUGAGGACAGCUCGCGCAUCACAAAGACGCACGACUUCGGCUACGUGUCCAUGGCCAUCGCGCACGUGCGCGACGAGGACCAGGGCGUAUACAUGUGCCGCGCGUCCAACCUUCUCGGCGAGGCGGUCACCACGGCUGCCAUGCGGAUCAGAACUAAAGCAGCCAUUCAGACGGACACUCAGCAUCCGGAGGGCAUGAAGAAAAUCCAACAACUGGAGCAGCCCCUGCAGAGGAAACCUGACGAACCGGAGCGAGAAUUCGAGAAACCCAUUUUCACUCAAGUGCUGACUGGACCGUCGGAACUGUGGGAGGGGCAGCACGCUCACUACGAGGCGCGCGUGGUUCCUGUUGGAGAUCCUAGCUUACGAUUUGAAUGGUACAUCAAUGGAGUUGAACUCAAGAUGGGUUCACGCUUCCGCACCACACACGACUUUGGUUUCGUCACGUUAGACAUCAACUCGGUUGUACAAGGGGACGCCGGUCUAUACAUGUGCAAAGCCAUCAAUAAAGCAGGAAGCACAGUUUCGUCCACGUCUCUUAAAGUGAAAACAAAAUCCACAAUCAUCGAUGAAGCCAUGAGACCAGAGGCGUGGGAGCAGAUCCAACUUAAAGAAGCCGCGAUGAACAAAGUUCCACAAAUGUUUUCGGAACCGGGAGUUCAACAAGCCCCUAUAUUCACAACGCAUCUUCAGAGCUACGACAAGUUAGUUGAAGGGCAGCACGUCCACUUGGAGGCCCAAGUUGAGCCUCGUACCGAUCCUAACUUGAAAGUAGAGUGGUACAAGAAUGGAGUGUCACUCACUACUGGAUCAAGACUGAAGAGCACUUUUGACUUUGGCUUGGUUACACUUUCAAUUAAUUCAGUGCGAUGGGACGACUCGGGUAUCUACACUUGUAAAGCUACUAAUUUGAUCGGAGAAGCGGUCUCCACUGCAUCGAUCAAGAUAGAGGACCGUCAUUGGCUCCUCGGUGAUACCCUUCAUCCCGAAUCUUUGGACCGCAUUGGCGCAUUGGAGCAACCCAAGCCCGGUAAGCCAGAUGCACCUGAACCAGUUUACGAGACGCCUGUAUUUAUCUCGCACCUGAAUAACAUAAUAUGCAAAGAAGGCGACAACGUUCACUUUGAAUGUAACGUUGAGCCCUCCAGGGAUCCUACGCUAAAGAUCGAAUGGUUCUUCAACAACAAAGCUUUGCCAUCGGGAACUAGAUACAAGGGUACGCACGACUUCAGCUAUGUGUCUUUAGACAUUACCCACACGUAUGAGGAAGACUCCGGUAUUUACACUUGUAAAGCUACAAACAGUAAAGGCUCAGCGACAACAUCCGGCACACUGAGAUGUACUGGAGAUAAGCACAUCUAUCUCGAUACGCAACAUCCUCAAGGCAAAGCUGGAUUAGAUGCUGUAGAACAAGCAGAAGAAGCCAGGCUCGCUAAGGGACGGAGGCCCUCCGUUCCAGAUGCGGAGUAUCCUAAACCGGAAUGGAUAGUACCGGUUGCUCCUGAACACCAAUUAGUCGAAGGUCAAGCCCUGCACCUUGAGGGUCAAGUCGAGCCGAAGAACGAUCCUGAUUUGAAGAUCGAAUGGUUUUUCAAUGGCAAAGUUUUGGAACAAGGAUCACGGUUUAAAAUUCGAAGCGAUUUUGGCUUUGUUACAUUAGAUUUGAUCGAUGUAUACGAACGAGAUAGUGGCAUAUAUACGUGCAAAGCUUGGAACAAGAGAGGAGAAGCAUUCACUUCUUCGACGGUGUACUGCUCUAGUAAGGAAAACCUCAUCGAAAGAACUCAACAUCCAAAGGGUAAAGAAGGAUUGGAGAAGAUACAAAAUCUAGAAGAGUCUCUCCGCAAAGAGCCCGGUCAACAAGCCGAUGACGGUACAGGAAGACCACCAGAGUUCGUAACAGUAUUCGAAGACAUUACUGAAAUAAGUGAAGGCCAAAUUGCUCACUAUGAAGCGUCUUUGAUACCUACUGGUGACCAAUCGAUGGUCAUCGAGUGGUUCUACAAUGGUAAAGCCAUUGAAGCUAGUCAUCGUAUCCGUACUGUUUACGCUUUUGGUAUGGUAGUUCUUGAAAUUCUCGGAACCAAGACUACUGAUUCCGGAACGUAUUCGUGUCGGGCGACAAACAAGUGGGGUCAAGCAGAGAUAAGUGUCAAGCUUGGAUGUGUCGAUAGAAGCAAAGGACAAAAACCCAAAUUUACAACUCACAUUCAAAAUAUUGAGGGACUCAAAGACGGACAGUCGGCCCACUUCGAGUGUACUGUGAUUCCCGUAGACGAUCCGGAUCUAGUUAUCGAGUGGUACCACAAUGGUCAACUGAUGCGUCACUCCAACAGGAUCAAAACCAUAUCAGAUUUUGGAUUCGUGGUGCUCGAUAUAGCUUACACGCAGAAUCACGACACUGGAGAAUACGUUUGCCGAGCUUACAAUAAAUAUGGUGAAGAUUUUACGAAAGCUACUAUAUUCUGCUAUGGAAGAAGUGGAGUUUACUCGGACAGUUUGCAGCCAGAGUCGUUGGCUAAGAUUCGCGAGAUGGAGAGCCUGCAAGGAUUGCAAAAACAGGCUCCUGCGCCUGCUUCAGCGGAACCGCCUAGGUUCAUUACGCAGAUUCAAGAUGUCACUAAACUAGUCGAGGGGCAGAGCGCUCACUUCGAAGCCAGACUGGUGCCGGUAGAUGAUCCGGAGCUGAAGGUUGAGUGGUACUACAACGGCAAAAAGUUACCACACGGACAUAGAUAUCGAACGUUCCAUGACUUCGGUAUAGUCAUAUUAGACAUCCUAUACUGUUAUGAAGAAAAUUCAGGAGAGUAUGAAUGUGUGGCUACAAACAAAUUGGGCCGCGAUUCAACGAAGGCCACGCUGAAGUGUACAUCGAAGGAAAAUUUAAUUUUGGACUCGCAACUCCCGCGGGGCAUGGAAGGUGGGUUAGAAAAGCUGCAGACAUUGGAGGACUCUAUGGUUCGCAGAAAGGAUACUGAAGUUGAAGAACAACGUGGAAAGGCGCCCGUGUUCACUGUACCGUUGUCAAAUAUUGAUAACCUCAGAGAAGGCGAAAACGCACACUUCGAAGCACGACUGACACCGACAGACGAUCCCAACCUAAAGGUGGAAUGGUACUGGAAUGGAAAAUCUUUGAAAGCCGGUUCUAGGUUCAGAACUUUCUGCGACUUUGGGUUCGUCAUUUUGGAAAUUUCUCCUACUUAUCCAGAGGAUUCCGGUGAAUACUUGUGCAAGGCGUACAACAACUAUGGCGAAGCAGUUACGACUGCCUCAAUGAAAGUGCAAGGAAAGCGAAAUAUUAUCUUAGAUUCUCAGUUGCCAAAGGGUAUGGAAGGUACAAUCGAUAAGAUUGCCGCCUUGGAGGGCUACUCAGGCACUGCGGACAAUCUGACGCCUGAAGCUGAGAGCGGCAACCCACCGGAGUUCAUCACCACACCGUCUGACCUCAUCUUAUCAGAGAACUCGUCUGCACACUUCGAAUGUCGUCUCGUCCCGGUCAACGACUCUUCGAUGACGGUCGAGUGGUAUCACAAUGGAAAGCCACUGCUAACCGGCUCGAGAGUGAAGACGAUCAAUGAUUUCGGAUUCGUGAUUUUAGAGAUAGGCGGCGUAUACCAGCGAGACGCCGGACUCUAUACAUGCAAGGCUACCAACAAACACGGUGAGGCCACGGUGUCGUGUAAGCUUCAAGUCAAAGGAAGACAAGGUAUCAUUCUUGAGCCUCAGUUACCGUCUCAAUUCAAGUCGGGAACUGAAAGCAUUCAAAAGUUGGAGGAGACCCUCCACAAGCGCGAGGAAAUAACCAUCGAGGAUGAAAAACCGAAUCCUCCCAGGUUCACUGUGGAAAUCAAGGACAACGUGGACGUGGCCGAAGGCGGUCCAGUCCACUUCGACUGCCGCGUCGAGCCCGUCGGCGAUCCGACGAUGAGGAUCGACUGGUUCUGCAAUGGCAGACCGUUCGCUACGGGCUCACGCGUGCACACGCUGAACGACUUCGGCUUCAUCGCUCUUGACAUCGACUACGUGUACGCGCGCGACGCGGGCGAGUACACUUGCCGCGCCACCAACCGUUGGGGCUCAGCCACCACCACAGCCAAAGUGACGUGCAGCACCAAGCGGGACGUCGUGCUAGAGUCUCAGCUGCCGCACGGCAUGAGCGGCGAGAAGAUCAAGGAACUCGAACGCGGGCACGUUCGCGACGCUCCCAAGGACGAACCUCUCGUCAGCUCCCCGCCCAAGUUCAUCACGCAAAUCCAGUCUCACACCAUCGAAGAGUCGGAAUCUAUCAGAUUCGAGUGCCGAGUCGAGCCGAAGGAAGAUCCCAAACUACGCGUCGAGUGGUACAGGAACGGGAAGCUGCUGCCUUCCGGGCACAGGUUCCGAACUGUUUACGACAUGGGAUUCGUCUCUCUUGAUAUCCUGUACGUCUACGCCGAAGACUCCGGUGAAUACGUCUGCCGGGCAGUUAACGACUUCGGAGAAGAUUUCACCAAGGCGACCGUGUCUUGCAAACAAUUACCGGAUAUUAUUCUACAAAAUCAAGUACCUAAAGGCAUGAAGAAGUCUGAAGCCUUAACACAAAUGGAAGCCACAAUCAAGAAGUACACGUCCGAGGUGUUCCUGACGGAGGAUGACUUGUAUGACGUGGACAAGAAGCAGCCGCCGCGGUUCGUGACCCAGAUUCAGAGCCAGACCACGUUAGUGGAGAUGGAGACCACCAAGUUCGAGUGCCAGCUGGCGCCGGUGGGUGACCCCAACAUGAAGGUCGAGUGGUUCUUCAACGGGAAGCCAUUGUUACACAAAAACCGAUUCACACCCAUCUACGAUUUCGGCUACGUGGCGAUGAACUUCGGCUGGGUGUACCCGGAGGACAGCGGAGAGUACCUCUGCCGCGCCACGAACCUGUACGGGCAAGACGAGACUCGCGCCGUCAUCCAGACGGCGGGCAAGCCAGGCAUCGUGUACGAGUCGCAGCUGCCUAAGCACAUGAAGAGUAUCGAGCGCAUCCGCGAGAUGGAGGCCUCCUGGCAAGUGGCGCCAGAGCAAGCGGCGGAGGAGAGUAAGCCGCGCAGCGCGCCCGUGUUCGCGAGCAAGCCCGAGCCGUGCUCCGUGCCCGAGGGCGAAUGGGCGCGCUUCUGCUGCCGCGUCACCGGACACCCCAAGCCGCGCGUCAUGUGGCUCAUCAAUGACAACACCAUUGUCAAUGGCUCCAGAUACAAGCUCACCUACGACGGAAUGUAUCACCUGGACAUCCCGAAGACUAGACAGUACGACACCGGCAAGAUCGAGGUGAUCGCGCGCAGCUCGGCCGGCGAGGCCGUCGCCUCCACCGAGCUCCGCGUCGUCCCCCGGCACGACGAUUACAGAGGAGUACUCAAAAACGCGCCCCGCCCGUGGUACGACGAGACAACGCAAUUCCAACGCGGCGAGACGGAGUUGGAGAAGACGUUUGAAGAGAGGCAGACGAUGCAGCGUCAGGGAGUCAUCGACCACCGGCCCGAACUGAAGCCGAAGAUCGUCAAGGACGGCGAUACGGAGUGGCAGCAGACGGUGAAGAAGAAGAAGAGUGAAGAAUACUACAACAAGCUGCAGGAGCUGGAGAACGAGCAGAUUGUGAAGGAGAGCCGCAACCGCGAGGGUGCGCAUCAGUUCGCAGCCGCCGCCCCCUCCGCGCCCACCGCCGCGCGCGCCAUGGCACAGCAGUACCAAGAACACCUGGAGCAAAGCGAGGAAGUCGUCGACAAGCAAACACAAAAGAGGAUCAUUCAAAAACCGAAGAUUCCCGAUCCUUCGGAAUCCACAGUCCACGGCAAGGAAGUGCACGUCGCUAAACAGAAGCAGACCCAGAAGGAGGUGCACGGAGAUACAGAGAUAACGCGCAAGAUCACUUCCACCGAGACCACUGAGGUGGAGCACAAGGCACAGACGCAGGAGCGCGUGGUGGAGGGCCCCGUGAAGCCAAGCAACCCGCCCGUGUUCACCAAGAAGAUGCAGCCAUGCCGCGUGUUUGAGCACGAGCAAGCGAGGUUUGAGGUCGAGUUCGACGGCGAUCCGCUGCCAACCGUCAAAUGGUACCGCGAAAACUUCCCCAUCAAGAACUCUCCGGACUUCCAGAUCCACACUUUCAGCACUAAGUCUAUCCUCAUAAUCAGAAGAGUAUUCGUAGAAGAUUCAGCCGUGUUCGCCGCAGUGGCUGAGAAUCGCGGAGGCACCGCCAAGUGCAGCGCCAACCUCGUGGUGGAGGAGCGACGGCGGCAGGGACGCGGGGGAGUCACCCCACCCAGUUUCACGCUGACGGCGCAGAGCGUGGACGUCGCAGCGGGACAGCUAGUUCGCUUUGACACUAAAGUGACGGGCACGAAGCCCAUCGACGUAUACUGGUUGAAGAACGGCAAGAAAGUCCAACCUGAUAUCAAAAACAAGAUCUUAGAAGAAGACGGCGUCCACACUCUGCUCAUCCUGGAGGCGUACCCGGCGGACUCGGGCAAGUACGAGUGCGUCGCGAUCAACGGCGCGGGCGAGGCGCGCUGCGACGCGGAGUGCUCGGUGAAGUCGCCGGCGCCGCGGCAGGUGUCGGAGCCGCGCAGCGAGGCCGCGGCGCCGCCCGCCGUGCUGGCGCCGCUCCGCGACCGCACCGUGGCCGAGGGGCAGGCCAUAGAGUUCGAGUGCAAGAUCUCCGGCAGACCCGCACCCUCCGUGCAGUGGUACAAGGGAGAGCGCCUCAUCAAGCCCUCCAAGUAUUUCCGCAUGUCGCGCACGGCCGACGAGUACGCGCUGCACAUCUCAGAGGCUUUCCCCGAGGACGAGGGUGAAUACCGCUGCGUGGCCACGAACCCAGCGGGACGCGUGGCUUCCAGCGCGCGGCUGACAGUGACGGCGGAAGCGCCCGCUGGCGCGCCCGCUCUCACGCCGCUACGUGACCUGGUCGUCUUCGAGGGCCAGCCCGCGCAGUUCAAGACCAAAGUCACCAGCAAACUGAAGGCGACCGUGCAAUGGCUCCGAGAAGAUGCGCUUAUACCCGAGACCCCCGAUUUUCAGAUGAUCCACGAGGGCGACAACGCCGUGCUGCUGAUCGGCAACACGUACGAAGAGGACUCGGGCACGUUCACUUGCCGCGCCACCAACGCCGCCGGACAGGCCGAGACCUCGGCCAAACUAGUCGUCAAAAGUAAGACAUAGACACAGGCAGCGAGCUCGCGUCGCGCACUCUUAAUCCAUUAACGUAGCGUCUCUGAUAGUUUCUGUACUCAGUGAGAUCGGGUGAAAACUACUACAGGCGACAACACGCGACACGCGACACGCGACACCUAUCGUAGCGGUUCCGCAGUAAAGUCACCCAUCGCGAGCGCGAUGACGUCACCGGCGCGCACGCCCGCUGACGUCAUCGCGCUCGCCACUCAACCCGACGGUGCGACUCGACACACGCUUCUUCCUCAAUACUCUCACACAACUCAUAAUGUGAACUGUCUUCCGACUUCUCGAUAGCUUCUGUCUGUAUUCUUCUUCAGUCUAGUAUACUUCAUCUUUCUCACUAGUGUCGCGCAUCGGCCUCCCGACUCGGGUUGAACGCAUUCGAGUGAUGUCCGACCGCAGCUUUUGUAACAAACAUCCUCGCGAUCUGCGCUGUAACAGAACUGGCCAACUUUUGUCGUUUGAGAUGAAAUCACUCCACUGUAUAUAAUGUUUUAGAUAAUUAAUAAACUAGCCGACUCGAAGCAGCGGAAAGUCUCGACGGGUCUACGCUGCGGUGACUUCGCUGUACAUUGAGCUUUUUGUGUACAUAGUGCAGGCGAGGCGCCGGUGGCUGCGGGCGCUGGACACGGAACAUGUGAUUAACACGAGACACGAAUAUUCGUCGACUGUUUUGUUUCGCUUUACCGCUACGAUGUUUACUAAACGUAUCCGAACAAUGUCGAGUAGACCAUAUUGCGUGAUACAUGACGCGACGAGUCGUCAAAUGUAUUUUUCACCCAAUACUCUCUCGUGAUGUGAGCCUGCGCUGAGACUUUACGAUUCACUUGGCCUUAUUAACCCUGAAACAUAUUGACUGCGUGCUUUUUGUGUUCUGUUGAGCUCCGCGUGCCGUCUGCGGGCACACCGGGCCCGCCUCGCUUUGUCCUUGAGCAUGAUCCGUAGUGGGCGCGUGUUUGCUCCAUGUCUCCUAACCGCUGACACUAACAGUCGGUGCGACGUCCGCGUAGGCCGGGUCGUGUCGCGUCGCGUCGCGUCGAAGUCCCUUGUCGCCGUCGCCGCGAUCUCGCCGAAGUACGCACGCACUUAUACUUGCCUUGCCAGUUUCUAUGUUUUCGAGUAUGUUCCGACACUGCCGACGUUCAUUACCUUGUAUAAAUUUCUGCAAGUACAAAUCCAAAUGAAUGAGAUUUUUAUAGUUUAACUUUACGAUGAUCUUUAACUUUGAUUUAAGUGCACGAUAUUGUUAAAAAUGUUUUAUACCUACGUUUCACCUGAUUGUAUUAAGUUAUUAGUCGUCACAGUAUUUUAUUAAUUAAUAUUUUAGUGCAUCUCUAUCCAUAUUUAUUAUUAAUAAAUUUAUAAUUUUUGUAUGUGACCUUCAUGUGACAUUUAAUUUUAAUAAAUGCUAUCAAAAGAAUAA